UCCUUGGAUCUUUAAAACCCCAUUUUACAGAGGUUGAUUUUGCAGCAACACUUAUUCGUUUUAGUUUUGUGCGCUUUGCUGUCUGUUUAUCCUGACGCAUCAAUUCAGUGCAUUUUCCAGCAGAGAUCGCAGGCUGGGACGAUGACGGCUCGAGUGUGUUUCUCGUUGACUGCUGUUUUUUUGUGUCUGUUCGGAUACUUGAGCAUAACUCAUGCUAUUCAAAGACGAACCACAGUGGACGGUUUCUGUCCGGCGAGGCUGACGGUCGUGCCGUCCCAUCGAGGGUGUUCCUCUGAUGAAGACUGCCCUGGAGGGCACAAAUGCUGUCGAUUUGACUGUGGGCCUGUUUGCGUGCUGCCCGUUUUCAUGAAGCCGGGUCAGUGUCCCAUACCGGAAAUGAUUCCACUGUGUGCUAAAAGCUGUUUCCAUGAUGGCCAGUGUCCUGACACACAGAAAUGUUGCCCAACCACCGGUGGCUUUGCAUGCAGUGAACCACGUGGUCAGGAAAGAGGUCAGGCAAGUUGUCAAGGAAGCGGCUCUGGUCAGGGCGCCGGACAGGGAAGCGGUUAUGGCCAGGGCGCCGGAGCGGGGACAGGGGUAGCGGCAUUGGUUUGGGCCAGGGAAGCGGUUAUGGCCAGGGAAGUGGCCAGGGAAGCGGUUAUGGCCAGGGUGCAGGAGCGGGACAGGGAAGCGGCAUUGGUUCGGGACAGGGAAGCGGUUAUGGCCAGGGAAGUGGCCGGGACAGGGUAG
Molecule: messenger RNA, 750 nt
Organism: Carassius auratus (goldfish)
Lineage: Eukaryota; Metazoa; Chordata; Actinopteri; Cypriniformes; Cyprinidae
Product: whey acidic protein-like
Exons: 4
Coding region: 142-750 (202 amino acids)
Cellular component (GO): extracellular region
Molecular function (GO): serine-type endopeptidase inhibitor activity
Source: RefSeq, a predicted model, not a curated record